Messenger RNA from Mytilus trossulus (common blue mussel), 2068 nucleotides. RefSeq lists its product as uncharacterized. The transcript has 5 exons. Lineage: Eukaryota; Metazoa; Mollusca; Bivalvia; Mytilida; Mytilidae. The coding region runs from base 86 to 1657 and encodes 523 amino acids. The record is from RefSeq and is a predicted model, not a curated record.
CAUCAAUAUCAAGGUCAUUGAUAUAACACUUGCAUACUAUAUAAUUUGUAAAUGUGGAAAACAAGAAUUAGGGCUAGAUAAUUGGAUGGCGCAAAUAAAAGAAGUGCGAAAUGAGAUAUUUCAUCUAUCAGAUAUACAAGAAAUGUCAGACGACAAAUUUAGAAGGAAAUGGAAAAUGGUGAAAGGAUCAAUAUUGGGAAUAGCUAAGCUCAUAGAUUAUAAAUUCGCUGAUACAACCAAGCAAAAGAUUCAACAAACAAAAACGAUUACUUGUAUUCCUGAUUAUAUGUUGAAGUAUGAGAUUCUUUGUCGUGACUACUGGAGAAACAAAUGUGCUGAAUUUGAGAGAGCUCAAAUAGAACGUUUCAACAAUAAAGAACAGGCUUUUCGCAUACAAUGUCCGAAGGUCGACAGAAAAUCCAUUGGACAAGAUUCCCAGAAAACAAUGGAGGAAAUACGAAAUUGUAAAACAACUGUUGACAACAUCAAUAUACUGAUUAAGGCUUUUGGGAAUGAACAAAACAUGAACACGUUUAAGGAUACAGAAUCAAUAAAUAAAGGUUGUAAGAGUGUUCAUGUCCCCGUUUUUAUACAUCUUGCCUUACCGGCAACAUUGAAUAAAACAAAAGUUUUGGAAAAUCUCGACGAAAUGAGGUUGAACAGGACAUCUGAUAUGAGUAUAAAAAUCUUGGCAGUUUCCCCAGAGGACCUUAACAUUUAUUCAGAGAUUGCAAGUACCGUUUUUAGAAAAGUAGAUACACUUAGAGACGAAUUGAAGAAUACUAUGUCUGGAAUGCUUGCAGAAGCACCAAAUGACCCAGGACAAACUGAAACAGUUGUUGUUACUUUAACAAUACCAGAGAUUACAGAAUCAGUACCAUUUGAAUCGUCUUUCCAAUUUGAUAUUAACCGACGAAAAAGGAUUGUACUACAAUCAAAUUCAGAUUUCGGAAGUCAAGAUUGUAUAAUUACAAAUGACCAGUUGGUGUUUACUGAUUAUAAACGCUCCUGCUUACUCAUCUACAAUUUUAAUGGAAGUCUGGAUCGAAACAUCAUGUUGUCGGGUAAACCUUUGAGUAUAUCGGUACUAAACGACAGCGAGGUUGCUGUGUCAUAUAAUCGAGAAAGUAUAGACAUUAUCAGUAUAAACACAGGAAAAGUAAAGAAUACUAUUAAAACAAGUGGUAUAAUUGGCGGAAUAUCUUAUCACAAUGAACUGAUUUAUGCUGUAAUCAAUACCCAGAACAUAAAUGUGAUAAAACUGACAGGAGAGAUAGUCCUAUCUUUCACGUUGCCUUUUGAAUCAAAGCCACGGUGCUUAUCAUGUGAUACCGACAGAUUGUUCAUAACUGAUCUCUACACUGAUACUUUAUACUGUUGUGACUUGAAUAAGUCAGUCAAAUGGACGUUUACUAAUAAUGGGAUGCGCAUGCCGACGGGAGUUACAACAGAUGAGUAUGGUAAUGUUUAUGUUGCUUGCUACAGAUCUAACAAUGUUAUAGUGGUAUCACCUGAUGGUAAACAUCAUAAAGAAUUACUUACUGAGAAAGAUGGUCUUCAAAAGACGUCAGGGAUAUACUAUGACAAAUCAAACGACUGUCUGUUGGUGUGUAGUAGAGAAAAUUGCGAUGCAUUUCUAUUUGAUGUAAAACAUUAAGCUUAGAAUGAAUGUCGUUUUAGUGAUAGAACCUGUAUGUGUAAAUUUAACACUUCAAUUUAAUCAGUGUCUUAUAUGACUAGUAUAAUGCGCUGUACGUGACAUACUUAUAGCUUGAACAAAGGAAUAUAUGUGAUACAUGUUAUAUUUUUAAUUAUUUUAUCCCAUUCACAUUUAGAAAAUAAUACGUGUGAAGGAGCUGAGUUUCUAUGAUUUGUUUUAUAUCAGUUGUUUAAAAGUCAUUUGUUCUUAUAGCAUUGAAGUUAUACAAAGACCUCAGAAACUUAACUUUACCAGUUUUAAAAUGUCUGAUAUGGUAAUCCUUCAGAACAUAUGUUCAAAUAUGCUUCAAUAAUAUACAUUUUUUGAAAUUCAAAAAAUGAAAAAUUUGUGACACCAGUGAAGCAAUUA